Messenger RNA from Saprolegnia diclina VS20, 1782 nucleotides. RefSeq lists its product as hypothetical. The transcript is spliced from 3 exons. Gene Ontology annotation, molecular function: cellulose binding. The record is from RefSeq and is a predicted model, not a curated record. Gene Ontology annotation, biological process: carbohydrate metabolic process. Bases 19 to 1782 code for a protein of 587 amino acids. Gene Ontology annotation, cellular component: extracellular region. NCBI's taxonomy places the organism in Eukaryota, Oomycota, Saprolegniomycetes, Saprolegniales, Saprolegniaceae.
UGCGACCCUUUCCGCAUCAUGCUGGCCCCGACUGCGCUUUUGCUCGGCAUUGCGCUGACGUUGUACCCGGGCGACGUCGCUGCGCUCGAGGCCAACAAUGGCAACUUUGACAACUGGAACACCAACCAGUGGGGCAAUUUUCAAGCUCAAAACCCAACGAUCAACAACAACAACAAUGCCCAAGUUUGGGACGACAACAACCGGCUCCACAGCACUCCAGCCGUCGGUCCCGAGAACGGCUGGAACAACGGGGGACGCAACCCCGUGCCGUGCCCGGAUGGACCGACCCGACCACCGACGCCUUGGACGCGUGCGCCUUCCGACUCGCACGCCUUGCCCUUCGCGCACCACUGCACCGUGCCCGACGACGUCGUUUCCUCCGUGCCCUACGGCUCCUUCUACCAGCAAGCCAUGCCCGACGAAGACUCCGUGCCCAACAAAGACACCGUGCCCGACAACAACGCCAUGGACAACGACGACGCAACCGCCUUUGCCGCCUGUUCCGACUUGGACACCACGUCCGACGCAAACACCGAGCCCUCCGACGCCAACCUCAACGCCUUCAUCGACUCCGACGCCGGUGCCAACCCAAACGCCAUCGCCGACGCCAACGCAAACGCCUCCAGCUCCGUACCCGACGACUCCCGCGCCAAGCCAGACACCGACGCCGACAACGACGAUGCCGGUGACCAAGCCCCCGACACCGACACCGACGCAAACAACUUGGUCGCCGACGCCUCCGGUCACGACACAGCCUGUGUCGACGCAAACACCGUCGCCGACUCCAACGACAACGCAAACUCCUCCAACUCCGUACCCGACGACUCCCGCGCCAAGUCAGACGCCGACGCCGACCACGACGAUACCGGUGACCAAGCCCCCGACACCGACACCGACGCAAACAACUUGGUCGCCAACGCCUCCGACCCCAACUCAGCCCGUGCCGACAGUAUCGCCCACGCAAACGCCUUGCUCGCCGAUGCCCCCGAUUCCGACCCCAACCCGACGCCAAGCCCAACAGUGCCGGGUCCGACGCCCAGUAACCCGUCGCCGAAGCCUACCGCACCGGGUCCAUCGCCCCCUGCCCCGGGGCCAACGCCGGCUACAACGACGCCGUCGCCCAAGCCCGGUCCGACCCCCGUGUACCCGCCACUUCCGACUGUGCCUGGCGUUUCGACUCCGUCGCCAUCAACGCCGGGGUACCCCACGCCGAACCCGAUUUUGACGCCGAUUCCACCGUUUACUAUUUCACCGACAGUCACGACCGUGAGCCCGGGGACGCCGACGCCGUCUGGCGGCACUUGCCAGUGGAAGUACGUGUGCGACGGAUGCCGCGACUGGUUUUCGCAGUGCGGCGGGAUUGGCUACAGUGGCCUGACAACGUGCCCCGCAGGCUCGAUGUGCCAAAUCCUUUCGCCGCAGUACUCGCAGUGUGUACCCACCGACUCGACCGCCCACGGCAAAUCGUGCGUCGCGCGCGAUGGCACCAUGGACACCAAGGCAUGCUCCGCAGGCUACACGUGCGAAUGGAUGGGACCUGGUAUCGCUCAGUGCCAUCGCCGCACCACCAGCUGCAACCAGCCCAACCCGGUCCCAACGCCUGCGUUGUCGACACCCCAGCCGAACCCGGUCCCAACGCCGGCAAGCUCUGUGCCAACGGCAACGCCAGCCACGACGCAACCAGCGUACGCUGCCAACCAACAAACCAGCGCUGCGAGUGGGGUCUUGGCCUUGUCGGCCAGCGUCGCUGCCCUUGCGGGCGUUGCUACAUACCUCUUUUAA